Suillus fuscotomentosus is the source of this 1789-nucleotide messenger RNA. RefSeq lists its product as uncharacterized. The record is from RefSeq and is a predicted model, not a curated record. The transcript is spliced from 4 exons. Lineage: Eukaryota; Fungi; Basidiomycota; Agaricomycetes; Boletales; Suillaceae. Bases 81 to 1355 code for a protein of 424 amino acids.
AGGCGAUGUAACGUAGCCAUCGUGCAUAUAAAAUCACCACGAGUGGUCUAUGCGGCAAUCAUCCCCACAUCAUUUCUGCCAUGAGUCACUAUCCCGAUGAAAAAUCUAACAAUCCGUACGCAACCUAUCUGGAGCCCCCUGUCCCGGCUCCUCAGCAGCAACAGAACCAAUACCAGGUACCUUUAGGCCCACCUCCUGCAUACACCCAGGAGGCAUCUUAUGCUCCGCGUGAUAGCACGUAUCAAGAGUACAACCCUCAGCCGCAAACAUACCAGGGGUCUCCGGGAUCAGUAUCCCACCUUCCUCCAGGAUAUCAGGGAGAUCAGGCACCACCAGCAACUGGUCAUUACGACCGAAAAGGCGGGGAAUACCCAGCAUACCAGGGGGCUUCCUCAGGAGCUAGGGAUCCAUAUGACCAUAACAGGGCAGGAUCAUCAAAUUACCCUGUAUACCAGCCAAACAACAGUCUUAGCCCAUACAAUCAGACUCCAGGCGCUGUGCCACAAGAUCGCGUACCUUCCUCAAAUGGCGAGAGUAGAGGGUUGUCCAUGGCUUCAUUCUUUGGUAGCACGGGUCCUCCGCCAAUGUGGCAACGUCAGCCGCCUCAGCAUCUGCGUUACGACCAGUUCCCUCCCCUGUGUCUCAUCUCAAACCAAACGGACCUGAGCAAAGGCUUCCCUGAGGUAGCUCCCCCAUGCCAACUAUGUGUUCACCCAUUUGUGACGCAUGAUAUCUCGGAGGAGGGUUGGAAACGAUUCCUGGCAGACAUCAAGAAAGCAGGUUCGUUAUCUGCGGGACAACGCAUCAAAUCGAAUGCCAUACCCCUUAUAACAGGCGCCAGUCUUAUUGGCGGGUUCUUCAUGACUGGAGCCAUCGAGAAACGAAUGAAAGCGAAUAAUCGCAAUGCGGCAGGAGACGUCGUUGAUAACUGGAACCAAUACUUCUUCGGACCUCGCAGAAUGGAGGCCGUUCUCUGCCAAGGGUCAGAACGCUUGAGCGGCCGUGAGGGAGCGGCCCCGCUUGGUGAUUAUAACCAACUCCGGACGGCAAAUGGCCUCCGUCGCCGAGCCUCGAGUUCCUCGUCUUCUUCUUCGUCUUCCUCGUCUUCUUCUUCAUCUUCCUCGUCUUCUUCUUCGUCUUCCUCAUCAGAUUCCGAGGAUGACAGGAGUCGCAAUAAGCAUGGAUUCGGGUCGUCUGCAUCCCACAAGUUUGAUAAAAGACAACGCCGUGCCGCAAGGAGGGAGGCUAGGACUGAGAGACGCCAGGAGAAACGCGCUCGUAAGGCAGAACGUCGCAGUGGUAAGGCCCGUAUGGAACGUUCGGAGCCUUACCAGCUUUUCAUUCAAGCUAUCUAGUGAGAUAGAUGACUCGGAGUAGAUGCGAGAUAAAUCGUCAAGGACAUUUAUUGUAUUUGAGUCCUUGUGAUCUUUGCGUGGUGUGAUCAAAACGAGUCAUUAUUACAGACCCGGAUAGUAACAAACCCUUUUUCAACGCCAUUCGUGACAAAUGAAGAAAAAUGUGGGGUGGGUGAAAGGUUUCCUAUGUGUUUGACCUUGGUGCACCAUGAGUCAGCAGCCUGACACACCGGCGGUUUCUGAGUUUUGCUUAGGGUAAGAUUUUAAUUGAAAUGAGAAUGUCAAGUUAGGCAUUCGUACUUUGAAUUGUAUCACUGGGAUAAUGGCAAAUUUCGACUGACGGAAAAAAUGACAAAGCAAAUAACCUAUUUCGACACCAAUUUGACGUGUAUUUUAUACUCGAAAUUUUUUCCUUCCGAAAAAUAUAAACUUCU